Talaromyces marneffei is the source of this 2178-nucleotide messenger RNA. RefSeq lists its product as uncharacterized. The coding region runs from base 1 to 2178 and encodes 725 amino acids. NCBI's taxonomy places the organism in Eukaryota, Fungi, Ascomycota, Eurotiomycetes, Eurotiales, Trichocomaceae. The record is from RefSeq and is a predicted model, not a curated record. The transcript has a single exon.
AUGGCAAGCGAUGUACGCGGUUUCAAGCCGGAGUUGGUCGAACAAUCAUCUCGGUCGAGCAAAUCACAGAAUGCACGCCACUCAGACAAGUCCCCUGCACCGUUUAAUUCAUUGGCCCCAGCAGCAUCCACAGACUCAUCAAUCCCAACUGAAGACGAGCAAAGGCUCAAUUAUAAGCCGCGACGUUUCCUGCCACAGCCGACGGAAACCUCCUCGCGAUCGUUUAAGAAACAAUCGGAUGCUCUGAAACCUGGUUGUUGCAACAAGAAUUCGGCCAAUCCUCCGGAUAGGCCAUCAGCUGGUAAUGGCUCACUGAGCGGACAGCGUGCUCGCAUGUUACCUCAGCCCAUUGAGGUAAAACAUACAAGUAAUAAAGGCGUAAUGCAACACCAAAAGAAUAACUCGGACCCUGAGAAAGAUGACGCCAAGGUCUUCAAGAAGCCGAAAGGCCCCAGGCGCUUUGUCCCAGAACCCAUUGAGACAAUGAAGUUGAGUAGGCGACAUCCGGCCAAAACAGAUGACCGAGAGUCUAGCAGUAGUGAUACGGGCCGGAAUAACAGCACUGGGCCAACUACACCCCGAAAGUUCGCCCCUCAAUUAAUUGAAUCCGGGAAGCGUUCUGUCCGUCGAGUGGAUACCUUACUGAUUCAAAGUUCUUCUCGAGUCCUUGAUGAUGACUUGGUCACUAAUGGUCAGCGAACUCGAUCGCGCUCGCCUCCUGUUUCCAGAGGCCAGCAGAUCGUUGUAGCCAAAGAAUUGUCGAUGGUACCACCAGAAUCACGCUUUUCAUAUGCAAGCCUGUUGCAACGGCAGGAGGGCCGACGGCAUUCAUUUCGUGUCCCCGGUCUGCCCGCUAUCCCAUCAAACAGCAGCGAAGGCUCGGAUGAUUCCGAUACAUCCUCACUAUCUACCACGCCGUCAGCCUCAUCUGAAGCCAGCACCCGCAACCGAUUUGCAGCAAAGAAUCGAUACAGGGAAAGUUGUGACGAGCGCUUUUCUGGCUAUAUUCUCUCCUUGGCGGCCCGUAGUGCUGAAAAGGAGCUUCGAGACCAAGCAUUGGCAGCAUUUCCCAAUGAACAGAUUCACCAACCAGUCUCCCAUUUUGCCAUUGAUGGUGAUGAAGAGUAUGGAAAUGAAGACGAAGAGCUCAUGGCUGGUGAGUCGCGGAUAGUCAGCAGAAGAAAUCCGCUUCUCCGUCGCAGAUCAACCGCCGACUUGUCAUGGGAAUUGGACCAAAUGCGGCGACAUAAAGAAGAAGCUGAGAUGAAAGACCUUGGCGUCCACAAAAGUGACGCUCACGAGUCUAGAUUUUCUGCCGCCGCAAUCUCUUCUAGACAACAGAAGAUACAAGAAAAUGAAAACUCUGUUUUUGCCGGAUGGCGGCGAGAUCUUGAACUAGCCCAAAUGCGACAUGCGGCCAGUCCACCAAUGUUGGGCGACGACAUCGUCUUCCCCUUUAGCGUUUCUCCUCAGGGGACCGCCACCGAAACCGACCAUUUGCAUGUUCACCACAUGGAACCAGAGCCCGUGGAUGACGGAGAUCAAGUCGGACUUUGGUCCGAUCAUGCGCACGCUGAAGAUGACGAAAAACCAGGUUUAUGGAUGGGUCUAUGUCUUAAGGACGAAGGGACCGAAGAAGACUCUCAUUUUCACCGAGCCAGAACUGGGAUUGCCACACCAAGAUCGUCCAACGGUUUCGGGCCUAAUGACAUGAAUGACAUGAUAGAUGAUGAAUGCCCUUCACCCGCAUCGAAUCCAUUAGAAAUGACCGAUGAUCCCUUGGAUGUCAUGGACGUUGAGCCCGACGAAGAUAACACCAUAGAGCGUGAAUUCCACGACGGAUUCAUAACCCAAGUCUACAACUAUCUAUCGUUGGGAUACCCAUCCCUGGCACGCUAUUUUGAUUAUGAGUUGAGCAAAAUAUCAGGUAUCCCGGUCUCGGACUUGAGACAAGAUGACCUCAAUGCCGAUGCAAAGGGUCACGUUCUCUCAUCGCCAGGUCGUGCUUCUAAUCAGACCAAUAAUACACCUGCAACGCCUGAGAAUUGCAUGCGAUGGAAAGCAUUGAAACUCUAUAUUCAUGAAUGGGCUAGACAACAGCCCCAAAUGGGUCUUCUCAAUGACGAAAGUCUUGAUGCGUGGGGUGUCAUUGAGCGGAGAGGAAGUUGGGCAAUUUAG